AUGUCUACCAUGCAAGUACCUGUCAACAAUGUCUGGAGUUCUAUGAACUACACCCCUCCACGCGGCUCAUGCAACCACAAAAACGGAAUGAUUUCCAACAAGUGCCCAUGCCUUCGCUUCAUGCUACACCCAGUCAAGGCCGCUACCUCAUUUGAGUGCGACGGCUGCGGCCACCAUGCUUCCUACCACAACCUGGACAACCCGUCUGAAGGCGCCAUUCUGGCAAAGUGGUCUGCGCAGGAGAAAGCUAUGACAGCUUUUCAGCAGCAGCCGACCACCUCAUCACGGAACAAGCGUAAGCGCAUCACUCCGCAGUCUGACGAUGCCAACCAAUCUACCAUAACGAUCGCGGACGACGCCCCGGAAGUCACACAAGGCGCUUCCGACGGCUCAAACAGAAACAGUGAAAAGGUCCAUGCCUUUUCGUCUCUGUUUAGUAACAGGAACGGCAGCUUGAGAUGA
This is a messenger RNA of Aureobasidium subglaciale EXF-2481, 462 nucleotides long. RefSeq lists its product as uncharacterized. The transcript is spliced from 2 exons. Bases 1 to 462 code for a protein of 153 amino acids. The record is from RefSeq and is a predicted model, not a curated record. NCBI's taxonomy places the organism in Eukaryota, Fungi, Ascomycota, Dothideomycetes, Dothideales, Saccotheciaceae.